Molecule: messenger RNA, 2301 nt
Organism: Cololabis saira (Pacific saury)
Lineage: Eukaryota; Metazoa; Chordata; Actinopteri; Beloniformes; Belonidae
Gene: uck1
Product: uridine-cytidine kinase 1
Exons: 7
Coding region: 285-1097 (270 amino acids)
Cellular component (GO): cytosol; cytoplasm
Molecular function (GO): kinase activity; ATP binding
Source: RefSeq, a predicted model, not a curated record
GAAACCAGUACUUUUAUACUUUUACUUGAGUAAAAAACUUGAGUUGAUACUUCAACUUCUACAGGAGUAUUUUUAAACUCUAGUAUCUAUACUUCUACCUGAGUAAUGAAUGUGAAUACUUUUGGCACCUCUGCAAAUCUACAAUAAUAAUAAUAAUCCCAGGCUGCUGUGUGGCAGCGGAGCGCCAGUUCUCGCGAGAACUGCGCAGACAGUGCGCUCCGGCCGGUAGCUCAGGUAGCAGCUGCAGCGACCCGCUCCUUCAAUCCGCCUUCAGGUGAACCGCGAUGGAUGCUGACGGCGGCCCCGACGAGGCAGAGAGACCCAGGCACCGUCCCUUCCUGAUCGGCGUCAGUGGAGGAACAGCCAGCGGCAAGUCAACAGUUUGCGCCAAGAUCAUGGAGCUCCUUGGCCAGAACAAGGUGGACCACCGCCAGAGGAAGGUGGUCAUCGUCAGCCAGGACAGCUUCUACAAAGUCCUGACCCCGGAGCAAAAGGCCAAAGCACUUAAAGGCCAGUACAACUUUGAUCAUCCAGAGGCCUUUGACAAUGAGCUAAUGUACAAAACCCUGAAGGACAUUGUGGAGGGUAAGGUGGUUGAAGUGCCAACAUACGACUUCGUCACCCAUUCCAGGUUGGAAGAAAGGAUAACCGUUUACCCAGCAGACGUGGUCCUGUUCGAGGGAAUCCUCGUCUUUUACCCCCAGAAAGUUCGUGACAUGUUCCACAUGAAGCUCUUUGUGGAUACAGACUCAGAUGUUAGAUUGUCUCGCAGAGUCCUGCGAGACAUGAACAGAGGGAGAGACUUGGAGCAGAUUCUCAGUCAGUACACAACGUUUGUAAAGCCUGCUUUCGAAGAGUUUUGUUUGCCUACAAAGAAGUAUGCAGAUGUCAUCAUUCCAAGGGGAGUUGAUAAUAUGGUGGCGAUCAACCUCAUCGUGCAGCACAUCCAAGAUAUUCUGAAUGGGGAUAUUUGUAAAUGGCAGCGUGGUUCCAUUAACGGCCAUGGGCGAGGCUUCAAACGGGGUAACUCUGAGCAGAGCGAGCUGCAGAACGGAGCAAAGAGGGUCCUGCUGGAACCGAGUAGUCGACCUCACUGAGACCGGAUGAAUGUGUGAGUGUGGGAAUGGAUGGGUCCAGAUUUAAUAUGAGCUUUGAGUUGGAACUGUUAACGUGUGCAGACUAGUUCAGAAUACUGUCUCAUCCUCUGCUUUGUUUCGGAAGUGUUAAUUUACAGGUCUAUUUUGUAACAGGUCAAAGUUUCUUCACUGUUUAACCGGUGCAUUCAUGUGGCAAAGGAACGAGAAUCUCUGUCAAUCGUAAGGUUUUACAUAUCAGGACUGAACAGAAAAUAAAAUGAUCUGGUCCUUACCGGGUCUUACAACCAAAAACUUGGAUGAAAUUGGGUCAUGCAAGAAUAUAAUAAUAAUAAUAAUCUCAACCACACCAGCAUAAUCUACAACACGAUGGCUGAAAAAGGGACAAAAACCCCCAAAAAAUCAAGGUGUUACAGAAGCUCAAAGUCUAGACAUAAACGUUGAUUCAAAUGUUGUUGUUGGACUUUAAGGGAGAUGUGCACAUGCCCACAGACCUCAAUGAAAAGAAGCAACUGCUGUCCAGAAUAUUUUUAUAACCAUGUAAGACACUGAUGACGUCAAAUAGAAAACGAUACUACUGAAUCCUGAAUGUUUUCAAUUUUUUUAACACGUUGUUUCUGCAUGUCACCUUUAUUUCUGUCCAACAAUGAAAUGAGGAAAUAUGUUUGUCUGAGGCUUUAUUUACCAACCGACACCUGGUAUGAACAGUUGGUUUUAUUUUGUCUUGACAGUAAAACCUUAGAUUUGAAAGAGGGAUACUCUUGUUCACAUGGCUGUUUAACUACUUUUUAUUUUCAUCAUUAAGUCUUUCAUCAUUCACUGUUUUUAAUUCUUUUUUUUUUUUUUUUUUAAAUGUUCAACCAAGCUGUUGUUGAAAUGAAAAGGUCAUAUGGAAAAAGUAUUAAAAAGGUUCCUUUCAGUUUUUUUUUACAUUUUGACCAUACAGGGUAAACUGUCUCACACUUGUUUCUUUGAAAAAUAAUAAAUAGAAUAUUUAAAUUAUAUUAAUAAAUUAAAGUAAACUUUUUGCCAUUCCUGUCCUUAAUAUUCUUUUAUCCAAUUAUGUCACAAUAUGCAUCUUAGUAAUCACACCUAAUGUAAUAUUGACUGCUUCCUUUUCAUUGUUUUUAAUUCUGAACUGAUGCCUUAUUUUUCUUUUUAUUUAUUUUUCCACUCAAUGUACAAUAAAUAGAAAUUCUGCUAUGAG